AUGGAGCAUAACCACCUGCACCUUUGUGAGAAUCUUCCGAAACGGAGAAAACUAGACCAUGGGGAAAGUACGAACGAACUCUCUCACGGUGACUACACGGUCGGCUGGGUCUGCGCCCUUGCCCUCGAAGCAGCAGCAGCCAUGGCCAUGCUGGACGUUAUCCACCCGGCGUUGAGCACCCACCCGCGCGACAGCAACUCGUAUACCCUCGGUUCCAUCGGGAAUCACAAUGUCGUUAUUGCCUGUCUCCCCGCUAGUCAUUACGGCACCACAUCAUCCGCAACGGUGGCUAGCAACAUGUUCAUCAGCUUCGGGUCGAUUCGUCAUCUACUCAUGGUCGGGAUUGGCGGAGGCGUGCCUUCCGCAUCGGCGGAUAUCAGGUUGGGGGAUGUCGUGGUCAGCAUUCCAACCCCACGUUUCGAGGGCGUUGUGCAGUACGAUUAUAAGAAGACAAUUGGAGAAGGGCGAUUUGAAAGAACGGGAACGUUGAAUAAGCCAUCCACCUCGCUUCUGACAGCAGUCAGUGACCUACGUGCGGAGGACCUUCGCAGUGGCAGCCAAAUUCCGGUUCUGAUGUCCGAGAUGUUGGCGCGAAAUCCACACAUGACGACAUCAUACACAUCCCCCGACCCCCAGAGAGAUCUUCUGUUUGUUUCAGACUAUGAGCAUGACGAACGACAGCCAACUUGCGAACUUUGCGACCGAGACAGACUUGUCACCCGGUCGAUGCGCGGUGAUGAUCGGCCGGUCGUCCACUACGGUCUCAUAGCAUCGGGGAACCAGGUAAUCAAGCAUGCAAAAACCAGAGAUCGAUUGGGAGCAGAGCUCAACAUUCUGGUUUUUGAGAUGGAAGCAGCCGGAUUGAUGGACAACUUUCCCUGCUUGGUUAUUCGAGGUAUUUCGGAUUAUUCCGACUCCCAUAAGAAAAAGGAAUGGCAGGGCUAUGCGGCUGCGACCGCGGCUGCAUAUGCGAAGCAGCUUCUCGCUACGAUA
Messenger RNA from Aspergillus sclerotioniger CBS 115572, 993 nucleotides. Its product is annotated as Pfs domain protein. The transcript has a single exon. The record is from RefSeq and is a predicted model, not a curated record. The annotation marks the transcript as partial. Gene Ontology annotation, biological process: nucleoside metabolic process. Gene Ontology annotation, molecular function: catalytic activity. Lineage: Eukaryota; Fungi; Ascomycota; Eurotiomycetes; Eurotiales; Aspergillaceae.